This is a messenger RNA of Suncus etruscus (white-toothed pygmy shrew), 889 nucleotides long. It is a transcript of the gene MED22, whose product is annotated as mediator complex subunit 22. The record is from RefSeq and is a predicted model, not a curated record. Gene Ontology annotation, biological process: regulation of transcription by RNA polymerase II. Gene Ontology annotation, cellular component: mediator complex. NCBI's taxonomy places the organism in Eukaryota, Metazoa, Chordata, Mammalia, Eulipotyphla, Soricidae. The transcript is spliced from 5 exons. The coding region runs from base 17 to 619 and encodes 200 amino acids. Gene Ontology annotation, molecular function: transcription coregulator activity.
CUCACCCACAGGUGCCAUGGCCCAGCAGCGCGCCCUGCCCCAGAGUAAGGAGGCGUUGCUGCAGUCGUACAAUAAACGUCUCAAGGAUGAUGUCAAGUCCAUCCUGGACAACUUCACCGAGAUCAUCAAGACUGCUAAGAUCGAGGAUGAGACCCAGGUGUCCAGGGCCACCCAGGGGGAGCAGGAUCACUAUGAGAUGCACGUGCGUGCGGCCAACAUCGUCCGCGCCGGAGAGUCCCUGAUGAAGCUGGUGUCAGACCUCAAACAGUUCCUUAUCCUCAAUGACUUCCCGUCCGUGAACGAGUCAGUGGAGCAGCGCAGCCAGCAACUGAGGGCGCUGCAGGACGACUGUGACCGCAAGCUCACGGGCCUGCGGGAUGAGCUGUCCGUGGACCUGUAUGAGCUAGAGGAGGAGUAUUACUCAUCCAGCUCGAGCGUGUGUGAAGCUUAUGACCUGCCACUGUGCCAAGCCUACUGGAGGCGGCACCUGGACGAGGCCUCCGCUGAAGGCCACCCAGGAGCCCCACUGGGGUCCCCGGAGCCCCUGCCCACCCCCAUACCCACAGCCCCUGCCCCAUGCAGCCUGCCAGAGCCUCCUUCCCCAGGCCCAGGGUCUUAGACCACCCCAAGCUCCGCACAUUCAUGCACCUCAACUAUGGCUCUUUCUAGAAGUCAUAGCGGUCCUGAACAGCCACAUUAGCCUAGCCAGGGACACCCCCAGGCUCGUGGGAGAAUUGCCUGCCUGCCCACUAGAAGGGGAUCCCGCAGGUUGUACUGGUGGGGGUCCCAGCCCUCAGAGUCUGUGAAAAGAUUCUCUGCCUGAGGGGGGGGCAAACUUCUGUGCUGAGACCCCUUUAGUCUCCUUGUUGAAUAAAGCAGCAACCCUUUA